This is a messenger RNA of Candoia aspera, 2452 nucleotides long. RefSeq names its product leucine rich repeat containing 39 (gene LRRC39). Bases 488 to 1534 code for a protein of 348 amino acids. The transcript is spliced from 9 exons. Gene Ontology annotation, molecular function: protein binding. Lineage: Eukaryota; Metazoa; Chordata; Lepidosauria; Squamata; Candoiidae. The record is from RefSeq and is a predicted model, not a curated record.
CCCAAAAUAGCUAUCCUAUAUCAAACUCCUUAUUGGUACUUAAAACCGUAGCAUUAUAAUGUAUAAUACAGUACUUGUUUUUUAAAAUAUGAAUUGUCUAGAUCAGUUGAUUUUUCUUGCUUUCUGUGAAUAUAAGCUCAGAAAAGCAGAAAGUUUCCAAAUGGACAAAUAUUUUAGAGGACCAUUGCACUUGGCUAUGACUCCUUGUACUCUUUCCAGUCAAUGUCAUGGGUUAAAAUUAGAAUCUGGCUGCUGUGACAUUUUGCUCUGUCAGAAUUGGCAGGAAGGAUUUAAAUGGGUUAAGCAAAGCAAUCAAGAUUCAUGACAGAACUCUCACUGCACAGAAGUCUCUGGGCCAUGGAAAACCAUCGGCAGCUUCAAAUGUUUCUCCUGGAUGUCAAUUAAAAAUCCAGAAAUUGAAGGCAUUUUGCAAUCUAUUGUGGGUUUCCUGUUUUGCCCAUGACACUCCUGGAUAUCAUGCCGAAAAAUGAAAGUGGGUGUUGGGUUUGAAUGCAGAAGAGCUAUGACUGAAACAACUAUUUCUGUUGGCACAUUUAUGGCUAUUAAAGCCCUGUGGGAAGUCAGAAUCCAGAAAAUCACUGAAGAGCUUCGGAAGGAAAAAGAGUUCAGCCAGAAGGCUGCAGGGAGACUGACAAUUGUUUGGGAAGAGAGGGCCAGUUUGGCCAAGCUGAAAAGCAAAGUAAUAAUUGAAGAUGGAAGGGCUGUUUUAAGGAUUGAACAGGAGGAAUGGCAGACUCUACCUUCUUGCUUACUGAAACUGAAUUACCUGCAGGAAUGGCAGCUUCACAGAACUAAUUUAAUCAAAAUCCCUCACUAUAUUGGUUGCUUUCAAAAUCUCAUUGUCCUAGAUCUCUCUCGAAAUUCCAUUGCAGAGAUUCCUAGGGAGAUUGGUCAAUUGUCAAAUCUUCAGGAGUUGAUCCUCAGUUACAAUAAAAUUAAAUCCGUUCCUAAAGAAGUAGGCAACUGUGUUGGCUUAGAAAGAUUGGAGCUUGCCGUAAAUAGAGGUAUCUGUGACCUUCCCCAUCAGCUGAGCAACCUGAAGAAGCUUUCUCACCUAGAUCUGAGCAUGAAUGGGUUCACUACCUUCCCACCAGUCACCCUAGACAUGCCAAACUUGGAGUGGCUAGACAUGGCAAGCAACAGGUUGAAAGAAAUCCCUGGCAAUCUUGACAAAGCAGAAAAUUUACAUACUUUGUGGCUCCAAAGGAAUGAAAUAACAUAUUUGCCUGAAUCCAUUUGUAAUCUCAAAAAUAUGAGCACCCUUGUUCUCACUGGCAACAAACUGCAAGAUAUUCCUGUUUUCUUGAAGGACAUGCCAAACCUAAGAUUUGUCAACUUCAGAGAUAACCCACUGAAGCUGCAAGUGACACUUCCUCCUUGUGAGAAUGCUGAAGAGGAAGAGGAACAGGAACUCUAUGGAAUUGAGUUCAUGCAGUUAUAUAUUCAGAAGUCACUCGACAGUGAAGGAAAUAUGGAAAGUGAUAUUCCAGGUGCUGCUGCUGCCACUGACUGAAGAACAAAAAUAACACCAAGCUAAUAUGGUAACUAUUACACUUUUUUUGGAGCACAGAGAAAAUGAUAUGCAGCCAGAUCUGUUGUAAUAAAUAUCUUGAGCUAUCCACUCAUUGGUCCAUUUUUUUCUGAUCUCAAAGGACACUGUAAACUAUCCCCAGUUUGUUAAGCACAAUUCUGGACAUUACAAAUCUGCAAAAGUUCUGGAGGCAGUGAAGCUUCUGGAAGGCCUUUUCCAGCUUUUAAGCAGUUGUGGAAGAUAAUGAAGAUGGAGAUGGAACAGCUGUCAGGAGAACAUUUUCUAAUGACACACUUGAGUCCGUAUAGUGUUGCAACACAGCUUCAUACCCUCUCUGCUCUAAGUAUUUAAUCCGACCAUGAUCAAUCAACAGUUUGCAAAGGUGACCUAUCUGUUUUCGUUCAUCAGUGGUCAGCAGCCUAAAACCAAAAAGGAAAAAAGAACACUUUAGAAAAUACUAUCACUAACUUUGGGGCACUCUAUUUCAAGCUUGUUUUUUUCCCCCCAACUUAAAAUCAAGGAAUUAUUGUAUUGUACUAAUCUAUUGUAACAUAAAUGUUAAUUAAGUAAAGACUAGUCCAAUUUUAAAUUUUGUAAUUGCAUUAAAUGAUAAAAUAUAUUUUGGCAGUAAAAAUAUUUAAUAUAAUAUAUUUCUUUUGGAAACCUAUUGUUGUAGAGAGUAAGGAAGAUGACCUUGAUGGAAAUAUGCAAGAACAGUUACCUCGGCAAAAGGGGCUAAAACAUUUUUUAAGUCCAGAACAAUGAGAUAACAUUUGGAAGUGGCUCAGGCAAAUGCCUCCCUAAUUCACUGGAGUAUCAGAAGGUAAGGGAGGUACAGCACAAUCAGACUUGCGAUAGUCUGUUAUUAUAAUAAAUCUCAAUAAAAGUAGUUUUAGUCUU